GGGUGCGUGCGUGCGUAGAAUCCAUCAGGAGCCGGCGGGCGGCUUGCUUUUAUUUACUUAUGCUUUAAGUAUGCAAUGUUUCUUUUCCCAAAAGUUUCUCCACUAGCUCAUGUCAUCUCCUUCGAUCAAUAUAAUUUAGAAAUCGGAAUUAUGCUUUGUCCGGCGAAGAUGGAAAACAGAAUCCCCAACUCCGUGCACCGGAAGCAGAGCAGCCGGCAGAUGUCGAUGUCCGAUACGGAGUCACAGAUGGAGACGACGUUCCACUCCCCUGAGCAAUCGCCCUUCCGCGACCCGUUUUUGGAAUCUCUUCCUCCUCCUCCCCCCCACUCCAAAGCCUCAAUUACCGUGUCCGCAGUUGACAAGUUCUACUCCCCCCACCCAUCCCCUGCCGCAAAGCCAUCUUCUACAGGGAACGAUUCCACCCUCCCAUCCGGCGGAUAUCCACUUAUUAGCACCGCGCCUUUAGCGCUUAGGCUUGCCCAAGCGCUCUUCUGCGUCAUUUCCUUCUCCCUUAUGGCGGCUGAUCAAACUCAAGGUUGGACUGGUGACUCCUGGCACCGAUACAAAGAGUACAGGUAUUGUUUGGCAGUAAAUGUAAUGGGAUUUGUAUAUUCUGGAUUUCAAGGGUUUAAUAUAUCGUACCGCUUGGCCACAAACUCAUCCACCUAUUCUGCUCUGAGUUAUCAUCUUGAUUUUGUGAUGGACCAGCAUGGGAGGACCUCUUGGAGUGAAGCUGCAGCGGCUGAAGACACACCCAUACCGCAGCCCAAUCAUUCAAGACAGAAAACAAAAAUAUUCAAAGCUCCUGCACAAGAAGACAAAUGUACAAUUCGUCCUUGCCAGACCCUCAACGCACAAGAUUAAUCCAUCUCAACCAACGGAUGAGAUUGAUCAACCAUGAAGGCCUAUAAAUAUAGAUUUUGGCUUACCUAUUGAUGUCGGCAUCAUCAUCAGCGGCAACAAGGGUGGAAGAUUGGGUAUCAAAUUGGGGGAAAGAUGAGUUCACACAAAUGGCUAGCGCCUCCAUUGUCAUGUCUUUCUUUGCCUUUCUCGCCUUCGCCUCCAGCUCUCUCGCCUCUGCUUAUGUUCUCUCUAAUCACCGUUUCAAUAACAACAACCCUUUAGCGGUCGUAGGAAGCUAAGUAUGUCUUGAAAUAAAAUGAUGGUGAAAUAUGUGACUUUCAUUUUAUUAUAUAAAUGUAUCAGAAUGCGAUAUGAUUUCAUGAAGCCUUAUUUCACAUCAAACAAUAAGUUAUGCAGUUUGAGUACAUGCAAUAAUUUGGAUACUAUGUCAUAUGAGAGCUAGGGACGGCGAUGGAGAGAGCAAACCCUAGCCGCUUCUUCAUCUUCUCUUCUUUCAAUUUUUUCAACUCAUUAAUUAUGCGUGUUUCUUUCCUAGCGAUGUUUAAAUGAUUUUUUAUUCUACGACGGCUCGUUGUUUGCCAGGUGUUUAUUUUCCGCCAUCUUCAGUUUAGUGUUCGUGUAUGCUACUAAGAAGUUUGCGCUCAUUCAUCAAUCAUAAAAUUAACUUCUUUUGCACCAAUAUGAGGCAAUUUGCCAUCCUCUCGAAGCACCGCAUUACCAGGAAAAUUAGAUUACAUGGUUGACUUUAUUGCUAGUGGCCGGUGAAAUCAGGACAAUUUCUACAUUUGAUUCCAUAUCGGUGGCUUGUAAAACUUAGAAGAUUCAUAGUUCCUUUUCGGUGGAUGAAGCCGAUGUGCAUGUCUUAUUUCCCGGCUGUAAAAUCGAAUUUUUUGAUAAUUAUUUUUGUUGUAAGUUGUAAUAGGAGCAGUCAAACUGCAAGUAGAAUCUACAUCUUUGCGGGAUUAGCGAUUCAACGUUUCCUUUUGAAUCGUCUGUUUUUAUGUCUUAUCCCAUUGUAGUCUUGAAUAUAUGAUUCUAAUUGUUCUUAUUAUUUUUUUCAAUAAUAAUUAAACAAUUUCCUUUUAAAA
Cuscuta epithymum is the source of this 1952-nucleotide messenger RNA. The record is from the annotation of a GenBank genome assembly. Lineage: Eukaryota; Viridiplantae; Streptophyta; Magnoliopsida; Solanales; Convolvulaceae.